CAACCGAAGACACGCGCGCGACGGUUAUUUCAUUUUUAUCGUAUUUUUCGUAUUCGUCCGACGAGAGCGCGCGCGCCCGAGGCAGUUAGCCCGCCACGGUUUCACGUGCGUUGUCUGCCACGGUUCGCGCGUUCCGUUUGUUUCGCGCACACGGCGAUAAAAUAAUAUAAWAUAUGCAUAAAGAAUAAUUUCACGACCCGUCGCCCGUUUUACGUGUACUCCGUAUUGUUAUUGUAUAUUUCCGUACGAAUCACAAUAAUUAUACACUAUAUUGCUUCUAUAUAACAUACGUAUAUUAUUAUUAUUUAGACGUGGUGUUUUUUUAUACAUAUUUUUUGUAUACAAUUUUUUUUUACCGUUCGUUUUUGCCGCGCUACCGUCGUCGUCUUCUCCGACCGACCGACCGACCGAUACAACAACGACUCUCGAGAACAUAWUAUUUUAAUUAUUCCGAGUGUUCGGGCCACGCACCUGUAGCAGGAGUGCAGGACGCCGUCACCACUGCUGCUGUAGUGCGCGCGUGUGUCCCAGUGCAGUUUAUGCCGACCACUUUGUUAUAUCGCCGCUGCCACUGCUGUCGCCGUCGUCCAUUUCAAUGAUGAUAAUAAUAAUAAUAAUACAUAAACCGUAACCUCUCGUCCUCUCGUCUUCGUCGAGGAGAAUCCUACACUACGUUCGUACGUCGCUGCGUGGAACACACGUGUAUGCGCGUGUGUAUUUAGUCGUCCGUCCGUCUGUGAUAACAUUUUUUUAUUUUUUUAUCUUUUUUAAGUUUUUUUUUAAAGUUUUUCAUUCAAUUUUAACCAUUCACAAUUUGGACCAAAAUAACAUAAACCGACAAAAGUGAUAGAUUUUUUACCACUAAAAGUUGGUGUAACUUUUGAAAAAUGAAGAAAGAAGAACCAGCUAACGUGGAGACUGGAUUGGUCAUUAAACAAACCCGGUCGAUGAACUGUUCAAGAAUAUUAAAUCUUAUGGUUUUAUUUGGAUUUAUGGUCAAUUAUAUGUUACGAGUUAACUUCACAAUUGCCAUCGUAGACAUGGUGCCCACCAAUAAGCAUAAUAAUGUCUCGACAGAACAAGCCACUAAUUUUUCAACUUCACCUUUAAAUGAUACCAAUGCUACUGUUAGUUGGACACAUUCUAAUCCACCUGGUGUCACGAAAUUCAAUUGGUCCGAGUAUGAACAAAAUAUGAUAUUGGGCAGUUUCUUUUGGGGUUAUGUUCUUACGGAAUUGCCAGGUGGUCGUUUGGCUGAAAUGAUUGGAGCUCGACCAGUAUUCGGCUACUCUAUGCUGCUAGCGUCAAUGGUUACCCUAUUGACACCUAUGGCCGCCAAAAUCAGUAUAUAUUGCCUUAUAUUUUGUCGGGUGUUUUUAGGAUUUACUUUAGGAGUAACAUGGCCGGCUAUAUUACCACUUGCUGCCAAUUGGAUUCCACCAAAUGAACGCAGCAAGUUCAUGUCCAACAUGAUGGCUUCUACUUUAGGUGCAGCUAUUACAUUACCAAUUUGUGGAAUACUAAUUUCUGCAUGGGGAUGGGAAUCGGCAUUCUAUAUCACAGGACUAGUAGGUCUUACUUGGUCUAUCAUGUGGUUUAAUUUAGUUUUUGAGACUCCUGCCGAUCAUCCUAGAAUUACCGAGUUCGAAAAACAUUAUAUUGAAACAGAAAUCGCCAAGCAAAGCAAACCGGGUACAAAGCCAAAAAAACUGCCAUGGAUACAAAUACUUACGUCAUUACCUGUAUGGGCCAUAGUUAUUACACACGGAGCUAGUGUCUUUGGUUACUUUACUAUUGUCAAUCAGUUACCUACUUACAUGAAGUAUUUACUUCAUUUUGACAUUAAAUCGAAUGGUUUUCUAUCUAGUCUCCCUUAUUUGGGUAAAUAUUUAAUGGCAUUGUUAGCUGGAAUAAUUGCUGAUCGUCUACUGAAUUCUGAAAAAAUAUCUAAGACAAUGACUCGAAAAAUCUUCACCUUUAUCGGAGUAUUUACGCCAGGAAUUUUGAUGAUUCUACAAGUGUAUUUUGGAAAUAAUCAAGUGUGGUCGGUUAUUAUAUUCACUAUUGCAUUGACGUUGAAUGGAGCAGUGACGGGUGGUUAUUUGGGAAACGGUUUGGACAUAGCUCCAAAUUUUUCUGGCACAAUAUUUGGAAUGGCAAAUACAUUGUCUUCGUUCGGAGGGUCGUUGUCAUCAUACUUGGUGGGAAAACUAACAAACAACAAUCAAACAUUUGAGCAAUGGUGCAUUGUAUUUUGGAUUUUGGCUGGGACUUACAUGUGUGGCGCUAUGGUAUUUUUAAUAUUCGGAACUGCAAAAACGUUAUCGUGGAAUUCAGGACCCAGCGUCGACGAAUCAAAUGGUAUUUCGACGAACGAAUCGGAAGUGAUGAAACCAUUGAAAAAUCCUUCAAGUUCUUAAUGAUUUAACGAAGAUCCAGUCUUUGGAACAAAGACAAACAAACUAUAUAACGACCACUGUGAAUUAAAUGUACAGAUUACAWUUUUUCUUUUUAAACAUUGUAUAUACAUUGACGUUAGUAUUUAUUUCAAUAAUAAUAUCUAACACUUGAUAUCAAGUGAACUAUUAUAAAAUUAUACACACGUUGAUAGACAUCAUUAAGAGACUAAUACAAUAAAAAUAAAUUUUAAUAUUUUUUA
Molecule: messenger RNA, 2659 nt
Organism: Diuraphis noxia (Russian wheat aphid)
Lineage: Eukaryota; Metazoa; Arthropoda; Insecta; Hemiptera; Aphididae
Product: major facilitator superfamily transporter 3
Biological process (GO): transmembrane transport; monoatomic anion transport
Cellular component (GO): membrane
Molecular function (GO): transmembrane transporter activity
Source: RefSeq, a predicted model, not a curated record